AUGGAUUUCUUCAACCCGGGCAACGAUGAUGCUGACCAGAAUAAUGGCAUGAAUACAGGCAAUGACGAUUACAUGAAUUUUUUUGAAACGAAGUCCAACCACGAUAAUGAUUCAACAAGUUUAUCGCCACAGGCAAUCCUGGCCAGAAACUUAACUUCGGAAAUAUCUAAAGUUCCCAGCAAUAAUGUAGGCAAUAUGAGCCAUAUGUCAAUGUCACCACAGCAAGUCUUUUCACCCAUGAGCAACCCAAAUAAUGUCAAUAACAGUCCAGCAGUUAGUGCUGCCACUCCUCAGCAAAUUUUGAUGCUGAAUAAUAACAAUAAUAUUACUAAUAGUGGUGAUACUGCUAAUCCUGUGCAUGUUCUCUCCAAUCAUGCUUCGCCAGCAGUAAUCAAUGCAAACCCUAUAAAUGGUACACCACAAAAUUCUGAAGUCUCAAAUGAUAACACUCCAAGGAAUAGUGUCUUUAGCGAUAGAGCUGCAAUGUUCGCGGCGCUACAACAAAAACAGCAACAACAAGCUCAGCAGCAGGCUCAGAGACAACAACAGCAACAGGCCCAGCAACAGGCCCAGCAACAGGCCCAGCAACAGGCCCAACAACAGGCUCAGCAACAGGCCCAACAACAGGCUCAGCAACAGGCUCAGCAACAGGCUCAGCAACAGGCUCAGCAACAGUCACAAUUUCAGCAACAAACACAAUUCCAGCGACAAGUACAGCAACAACAGCAACAACAGCAACAACAACGGCAGCAGCAGCAUUUGCAUCAACAACAACUUAGACAAAGGCAGCAAGCUCAACAACAGGCUCAACAACAGGCUCAACAACAGGCGCUACAGCAGCAGCGAGUGCAACAGCACGCGCAUCAGUUAGCACAGCAACGAGCACAGGAACAAGCACAGGAACAAGCACAGCUACAGGCGCAGCAGCAAGCCCAACAGCAAGCCCACACUCAACAACAGCUUCCUCCACAGAUACAACGACAGUUUCAACAGCAAGCACAGUUUCAACAGCAAGCACAGCAAGCACAGCAUGCACAGCAGCAGAAGGUACAACAGACUCAACAGCAGCAGCAGCAACCAAAUAAUAAUUCUCCAUUAGGUCAAUGGGGCUCCAUUUUGCACAGUCUGCACCCUGAUAUACAGAAAAAGAUUUCAUUUGAACUCAACAAUAAACAAUAUGAACUGUUCAUGAAGUCCUUAAUAGAAAACUGCAAAAGAACUAACACUCCAUUCCAGUCCAUACCUCAAAUAAAUGGUAGAAAACUAUUUCUCCUCUACAUGUUGGUACAAAGAUUGGGUGGAUAUGAACAGAUAACUAGAAAUCAACAGUGGGAUCUUUUGGCGCAAAAGUUACAAAUUCCGGACUCGCAACAAUUGGCAGCAGUGUAUUAUAAAAUAAUAUUACCAUAUGAACGAUACCUGACGUCUGCCGAAGGACAGAGAGAGUCACAGGCCAAAAAAAUUUUCUUUCAACAGUUUUUCCAAGAGCUCCUAAAGAAAAUUCAACCUCAUGUGAACAAUCAGGACCCGCAAUCACAGGCACAAAUCCAGUCGCAAUUGCAACCACAAACAGAGGCACAAUCACAAGGACAACCACAGCCUCAAACACAACUGCAAACACAACAACUGUCCCAUGUUCAACAACAACUUCCGCGGUCUCAGCUUCAAAUGCCAACAUCUGAUUCAGCAGGUGUGAAUCCCAUGAUUCAAACAGCCAAGCAACAAUUAAAAAAUAAUGUCAAUGUACAGAAACCAAAGAAACCACGAAAGCCAAGGCAAAAGAAGAAGACAAAGAAAGAACUGGAACAAGAGCGGAAAAAACAAGAAGAGCUUUUCAAGAGACAGCAGCAAACUCUUUUAGAGCAACGCAAACAACAGAAACUACUGAUGGAACAACAAAUCCAAAAGCAGAAAGAACUAGUCAAGCAGAAAUAUUUAGAAGAACUAGCAAAGUUGCCAAAAGUAUACAAAAGAACGUUCGCUCGAAAUUAUAAACCUUUGAAAAGAUCCAUUCAACUGGUUAACGGGUAUGAUAUCAAUUACAUUUCUCAAAUAGGAGAAAAAAUUGAUGCAAAUAAGCCAAUAUUUUUAUUUCCUCCAGAAUUAGGUUCCAUUAACUUACAUGCUCUAAAUAUGUCGUUGCAAUCUAAAAUGCUGGGAGAGAUCAACACAGCCUUGAAUACACUAUUGGUCACAAGUGCAGAUUCGAUGUUGAAGAUUAAUCUGGACAAAUAUCCCGACUUACUGGAUUCUAUUUGUGUCCUAGCACUAGAUUUAUUAUCUACUCUUUGUGAGAAGGAGGAAGCUGACGAUAGUGAAAAGAAGAAAUUUUACGAUUUUAGGAAAUGUAAAGAUGCAAAUUACUGCGAGGAGUAUGAUGUCGAAUCCUAUCUUUCCUGCUCUGAUGCACUUUGUUCUCGAAGUGAUGGUCUAAUCGAUCAAGUAUUUGAGGCUUACGUAAAUAAUGGAUCAGAAUACAAAGAACACAAUGAUACUGUGAGCGUCCCAGUAGAUUCCUUGACAGGUGCCGAUUUGCAGCAGGUUCCUAUCUCUUUGAUAACUCCGGCAGCAACGCCGGUCAGCACAAAUUUUGGAGUUGACUUAUUACAGGGAAAGUCAGAGGAGGAAAAAGUGGUAAGAAGUGGAUGUAAACCAAAAGAGUGGAAUUUUAUGCCCAAUCCGGUUAGACUCUUGCCAGGCCAGUCAUUAUCGAAGCUUUACAUUCCAUCAUAUUUAGAGUCCUUACGCAACGUAACCGAAGAGAUCAACACACCAUUCACAAAAGUCAAUACCAGAGGUGCCGAAGAUAAAAACAUUUUAUUAACCGAUCAACUAUCAACUGUCUCAAUGAUUUUAAGGAACAUAUCCUUUUCAGAGAAGAAUUCAAAAAUGAUGGCUAAAAACAGUUUCCUGAGGAGAUAUAUAUCUGACUUAAUAUGGGCUUUAUUUUUAAAUCAUGAGAAGUUUGUACUCAACAGGAAAGCCUUCAAUCUCAAAAAGGACUUGCUCAUAAUUUUAACUAACAUUUCGCACGCCUAUGAAGUUGCCGAUAGGGUUGAUUGCUUCUUACUUUUACUUUUGAUGCUAAGCUUUGGAGAGCCGAAGAGAUCCAAGGAACUUGAGUCGGUAGAACUUACAUAUCCCGAAUUUUUGUUGAGUCUAGGAAGUUACCAUGGGUUUUGCGUUGAUGUAUUAGCAAAACUGAUGUCCUUAAAUUAUCCUAAUAGACAAUUUUUCAUUGACGUAUUCAUGUUUUCCCUGGUAGGUGAAGAAAAGAGUACUUCCAUUGGGUCUGAAUGCUCCACCAAUGAUAUGAACGAUGACAGUGGUGUAAUUCUAAAAUUGCUGCAUAUUUUUAAUAAGGGGGACAAAUUCAAAUUUCUGAAUGAUGUUUUCUCUUUCUUAGUUUCUGUGAUUCCUUUUAUGCAGAUAAAUGCCGCACCUAACCUAAUAGAAGAGGUAGCACCUGUUGUAUCUCAAAGUCUGACAUGCAUUUUGGCAAUAUUACAUUUUUUUGAUCUUAAAGAGUCCCUUAGAUCUAAUAAUGACAUCAAGAAUUUACCGCUAAUUUGGCUGACAUCAAGUGAAAAUCUGGGCUACAAUCUGCGACGUCUGAGUGAUGUUUUAGGUAAUCUUACCAUACAAGCAGAUAAAAACUCACUCCAUAUGAAAAAAAUGCUUAUUUCCAUCAGCUGUAAGUGUAUCGAAGUUACGAGGCUUUUAGUUCAGAAAAGCUUGGAGAUAUCGUCACAUUUGGGACAAGAGAAGCGGAAAAUCUGUGAAAGACUUGCUUCUAUUCACGGUUUAUUACCUUCGGAAUCUUGGUGUGUUGCUCUAUUAUCAAAUCCAGUGAUCGAUCCCUCUUAUUCUAAACAAAUUGAGUCUCUCUAUACCAUGAGAAAUGAGAUAUUGUCUUACCUUCGUGAGUGCUCGACUGGUGAAGGCGAAAUCUCCUAA
This is a messenger RNA of Zygotorulaspora mrakii, 3957 nucleotides long. RefSeq names its product Swi1p (gene SWI1). The transcript has a single exon. The record is from RefSeq and is a predicted model, not a curated record. Gene Ontology annotation, molecular function: transcription cis-regulatory region binding. Bases 1 to 3957 code for a protein of 1318 amino acids. Lineage: Eukaryota; Fungi; Ascomycota; Saccharomycetes; Saccharomycetales; Saccharomycetaceae. Gene Ontology annotation, biological process: regulation of transcription by RNA polymerase II. Gene Ontology annotation, cellular component: nucleus; SWI/SNF complex.